Molecule: messenger RNA, 1038 nt
Organism: Triplophysa dalaica
Lineage: Eukaryota; Metazoa; Chordata; Actinopteri; Cypriniformes; Nemacheilidae
Gene: rom1a
Product: retinal outer segment membrane protein 1a
Exons: 4
Coding region: 1-1038 (345 amino acids)
Biological process (GO): visual perception
Cellular component (GO): membrane
Source: RefSeq, a predicted model, not a curated record
AUGGUCGUGGGCAAGAUGAAGUUAACUUUCCAGAAAAGGGUAAAGCUGGUCCAGGGUUUGGGGUUGCUGUCAUGGCUGGCAACACUGUGUGGAGCAAUUACCUUCACUUUAGGAUGCUUCCUAAAGACUGAGUUUCGAAGAAGAAGCGAGGUAAUGGACAACACAGAUAUCCACUGUGUACCCAACACCUUAAUGAUUGUGGGCCUGGCAUCGAUGGGCAUUAAUUACUUUGCUGGUCGGAUUUGCCAGGAUGCCCUAGAUGCUGGUCGUUUUCCACGAUGGAAGACCUUCCUAAAGCCCUUUUAUGGAUGCUCAAUAUUCGUCACCACCCUUAUGUUGAUAGCAGUUAUCCUGAGUUACGUCAUGAAGGGCAGCCUUGAGUCUUCACUGAAGAUCGGGUUAAAGAAUGGCAUCCGCUUCUACAAGGACACUGACACCCCAGGUCGCUGCUUCCAAAAGCAGACCAUUGACCACCUUCAAAUGGAGUUCCAGUGCUGUGGUAACAAUGACUAUAAGGAUUGGUUUGAGGUGCAGUGGAUAAGCAACCGCUACUUGGACUUCAGCUCAAAGGAAGUCAAGGACCGCAUUAAGAGCAAUGUGGAUGGCCGCUACUUGGUUGAUGGUGUGCCUUUCAGUUGCUGUAAUCCUAGAUCCCCCAGACCUUGUAUCCAAUACAAAAUCACCAACAACACUGCCCACUACAACUAUGACCAUCACACCGAGGAACUCAACAUCUUCAUUGGUGGUUGCAGAGAAGCCCUGGUCAACUAUUACAUGGGGCUGAUGAAUACAAUUGGUGGUGUAGUACUGUCUGUCUUUCUCAUCCAGAGCUCAGUUCUGGCUAGUUUACGCCUACUGCAGACUUCUAUGGAGGCCGUUGCAGGACAGGAGAAUGUAGAGAUCGAAACCGAAGGCUACUUGCUAGAAAAGGGAGUGAAGGAGACCCUCAUGGAGUAUUUGGAUCCUGUGCUGAAACUUAUGUGGCUGAACCAGGUAACCUCUCCUGAGGACACUGGAACAAAAAACGCCGACAGCUAA